AUGAGACCAUAUGAUAAUGCUUUAAAACAUAAAAUGGAUAAUGAAAAGUUUAAACUUCCGGUUGGUUUUCGAUUUCAUCCGACUGAUGAAGAGCUUAUAAAUCAAUACCUUGUCAACAAGGUUAAUGAUGAUAGCUUCUCUGCUCUAGCUAUCGCAGAGAUAGAUAUGAAUAAGUGUGAACCAUGGGAUUUGGCCGAGUCAGCUAAAAUUGGAGAAACAGAAUGGUAUUUUUUCUGUGUGAGGGAUAGAAAAUACCCAACCGGUCAAAGGACAAACAGGGCUACUAAUGCUGGAUACUGGAAGGCCACUGGCAAAGACAAAGAGAUUAUCAAGGGCAAUCGAUUAAUUGGGAUGAAGAAAACACUGGUUUUCUACAAAGGAAGAGCUCCAAGAGGUGAAAAAACCAAUUGGGUCAUGCAUGAAUACAGAUUAGAGGGAAGUAACACAGUUCCUACGCAGAAUCUCUCCAAACAAGGAACGGGUGAAUGGGUUAUAUCUAGAGUCUAUGUGAAGGGAAAUUGUGGAAAGAAAAUGCAUGGUAAUUCAAAAAAACUUGGAAGGUUUAACUCUUCAAGUGAAGGACCAUCAAAUGCUAAUGAAUCUCUAUUGCCUCAAUUGAUGGAUUCUUCAUUCAAUAAUGAAACAAAAACUACUUUUGGUGAUUUUUCGCAUGUCCUCAACUCCUUCUCUGUUCAGAAUGAAACCAUGAACAUUCCGUCCUCUGCGAAACAAUUUGGUGCUGAACCAGCACAAAAUUGUUUCUUGUCUCAACAAGAAUCCAUGUUGAGGAUGCAAAUGGAGAAUGAAAAUAUUGGAACAAGUUCAAAGCAAAAUGUGAAACAAGAUUUUUCUUUAGUGAGAGAUUACUUUGAUGGUGAUAUAUCUUCUGUAGUGUAUGGAAAUAACAUGUUUCAAAGGUGGUAUGGGAAUCAAGAAUUUGCUUCAACUUCUACUGAGCCUGUGGUGACUGAUAGCUUGUGGAAUUAUUGA
Molecule: messenger RNA, 990 nt
Organism: Trifolium pratense (red clover)
Lineage: Eukaryota; Viridiplantae; Streptophyta; Magnoliopsida; Fabales; Fabaceae
Product: NAC domain-containing protein 92-like
Exons: 3
Coding region: 1-990 (329 amino acids)
Biological process (GO): regulation of DNA-templated transcription
Molecular function (GO): DNA binding
Source: RefSeq, a predicted model, not a curated record